Messenger RNA from Gastrolobium bilobum, 495 nucleotides. Its product is annotated as DNA-directed RNA polymerases II, IV and V subunit 12. Gene Ontology annotation, cellular component: RNA polymerase I complex; RNA polymerase III complex; RNA polymerase II, core complex. NCBI's taxonomy places the organism in Eukaryota, Viridiplantae, Streptophyta, Magnoliopsida, Fabales, Fabaceae. The record is from RefSeq and is a predicted model, not a curated record. Gene Ontology annotation, biological process: DNA-templated transcription. Gene Ontology annotation, molecular function: DNA binding; DNA-directed RNA polymerase activity; zinc ion binding. The transcript has 3 exons. The coding region runs from base 95 to 250 and encodes 51 amino acids.
GAACUACAUACAAAUGUGAGAGCUUUGCUUUGUUUUAGAGAUUCUUUAGUGUGCAGCUACAAAACCUAGAACGCUAGAAUCGCCGAAACCAGCCAUGGAUCCUCAGCCUGAGCCAGUUAGCUACAUCUGCGGAGAUUGUGGGAUGGAGAAUACCCUGAAGCCAGGUGACGUUAUACAGUGCCGUGAGUGCGGUUACCGAAUCCUUUACAAGAAGCGCACUCGCCGCAUUGUCCAGUACGAGGCGCGCUGAAGAAAACUGCAACAUAAACGUGUACUGGAAUUGUUGCUGUACCUUGUGCAUGGUUAUCUGAUUAUCAAUCAAAUUGAAGAACUAUUUUUAAUACUGGGAUGAUGUGAUUAAUUUCACGCUGCGAUUGUAUAUUGGGAAAAGAAAAAGAACUUUGAACUGUGCGAUUGUAUUAUGAACAUCCAUGUUCGAUAGUUUGCGACUUUUAAAGAAAUGGUUAGCUUCAACUACUAAAAGGAUUGGUGUGC